AUGCCAAAUUUGGGACCAUCGAUACGACGCGACAGCCUUCCCGACGAUCGAGACAAGCGGCGAUUCGACGCACUUCAUUAUGCUUUGGCGGCGGCUGCAGUCAUCCUCGGAAUUCUUGCAAUCAUUUUCAUUGUAGAAAUAUUAUCGCUACACCGCGAUAACGACGCAUUUUUGAAUCGUGUGACGGCGACGAUGAGCGUGCGAAGCGCCAACGCCAAACCAUGGCAGAAUCUCGAUUGGCGGCAUUAUGUUCUGGCAGCCACCACCAUUCUAUUCCUCAUCUUAUUCAUUAUAUUCGUUUCCUUAUAUGCAACAUAUAAUCCAAAAUCUAGCGCAUUCCUCGUCGUCGGAAAUGUCGCUCAACAAUCCGCAAAAUUUUCCAAUCUCGCCUAUUCGGAUCAGGACGUUCAAAAUGAGCUACGCGGAAUUCUUUCGAAAAAAUACAACUUGGAUUCAUUCAAUAUGGAAGUCAGCGACGGUGUCGCCAGCGCCGUCUACUCGGUUCGAGGCACAGUCAAACAAAGCGAUAUGGCGAAAACCGUGCAAUCAUCAAAAACCAUCAGCAACCCAAAAACCACAACGGGGUCUGCUGUCCUUGAAGCCUGCAAUGUCGCGGUGCCUAUCUGUCCGCAAUCAACCGUCUCACCAGCUUCGUCUCAAGCGACGAGCACCGUCAAACCGCCGCCAAUAAGCAAUGGAUAUUGUGCCGGCUACUCGGUGGUUCGCGACAUCCUCAUCGUGUUCGAUAUGGACGUCGCCGUUUACAGCGACGCCGACGCGAAGAGCAACACGAUUCGAACAAUCGCGAAACAACUCGCCGCCGGCGUCACAUUCCCCAGCACUCAAGUGUUCAUCGCCGCCGUCGCUUCGGGCAACGUUGUCUCGAUCUCGCAAUCGUGGAUCACCGAUUCGGCGACAUUGACGGCUGACAUCGAGAAGGCGAUCAGCGUCGAAAAUCAAGCCGUCUCCACGAUCCUUCCAUUCAAAACGAUCAACGAUUACGCGAUGGACGCCCUUCAAUCAAGACCAGCUACGGCGCAGCAAGUGAUCGUGAUCACUGACAAGCUUCUCAACGAUGUUUCGUGCGUCGAUCUCCGCAAUUAUGGAGUUUACUUUGGAUUGAUCGGAAUCGGAGCCAAGAGAGCACAAGCCUACACCAACUAUGUCGACAAGGCGAUCAUUUAUGAUUCGUGGGCCGCCGUUUCUCAAGCCGACCCGAUGGCGACACUCGUUUGCAGCUAUUACAGCUCGCCGAAGAAGCGAUUAGAAGGAUUCGGUGUCGUCGGCGAUGCAUCGAACAAUCCCAGAUGCGAGACCAUCGACAUUCUCAUCGCGUUCGACACCUCCGAGAGUCUAUCGAGAAUCAUUCUCAAGAAAUAUCGAUCGUUCGCCGAACAAUUUGUGGCUCAGUAUAAAUACGAGGACGACCUAUUCACAAGGAUCGCGAUCAUGACGUUCAAUUCCGAUGUCAGCAAGGUUCUUGACUUCAAUGCCAAUUUGACUGUCAUUGAUAAUGCCAUCGAAUCGGUCGCGUACACCGGCGGAUUGACCGAUGUCACAAAGAUGCUCAAAACCGCCAACGACUACUUCCUGCAACACGGUGUGGCGUCUCGAGGCAAGGUGCUUCUGCUCCUCUCUGAUGCCACUCCCACUUUGGACAGUUUUGACGAUGAGAUCGCCGCCGGUCAAACAUUGGCCAAAAAUGGCGUCAGCGUGUUCUUCAACAACUACGAGACGUACUCUCCCGAUAUUCAGAAGAAGUUGGAAAAAGUCACUGAUCCUCGGAAUAUCUUCACCGAUCUUUCUCCUGAUACCCUGAAUGCGUUGACACAAAGGAUUCUAGUAGUGUAUCCAUGUCCAGUUCCAAAAUGUGUCACCGCCUAUUUCGCCGUCGAGUUCAGCGAGCCAACCUCCAACGUUCUCGUGCAAAACCUUCAGACGGUGCUGAAGAUUGCUGAUCAAGACGCCGCCCUUCAAUCCGGAGCCGAAUCCUACCAGCUGAUUUCCUACAACGAGAAUCAUACUCAAUUCAAACCCGACAACACUACGCUCGCCGGUUUCAAGGCAUACGUUCAGAGUCUCAUCGAUGAUGACGUCAAGAGGAAGCAGUUGAUUCAAGGAAACACUAGAUUGGAUAUGGCGAUCAAUGACAUCUCCGCAGUAUUGUACCAUCAGGCGACAAUCAACAAACGCGCCACAUCCAAUAUUCUCUUCUUCGGACAAGCCAACAACGGCGUUCUCGAUCCCAACGUUUCCAUCGACGUCAAGAAGAAGCAGCUUCAAGACGCGUCGGCUGUUCUUCGCGCCGUCACCACCGGCAUCUACGUCGUCGACGAUUCUCGCAAUCCGACAUUGUUCGGAGAAGAUCUUUGGACGUCGGUGACGGGCUCCAACAACAUCGUUGCGCUUGGCGGCGACGUCAUCGGAAAUCUAACGAACAACACCGAUUAUUUCGUCAAUUGGUCGAAGAUGUCUUGCGAACUUCCCAAGAUAGAAUCAUGCAAGAGCAAGCCAAUCGAUAUGGCAAUCAUUUUUGAUCUACCGAAUCGUAAUGACGCGCUGGUCAACUAUACGGCCAAGUUCGCUUCACAAUUCUCAACCGAGAAUGAUGCUCAUAUGGCCAUGCUUGCCUAUGGAAUCAAUCCAACCAUGUUCUUGACCGAUCUCGGAGCCCAUAACGCGCAAGACCUUCAAGACUCGAUCGUGAAGCUCGAGGAAUGGAGGAAUGGCAGUCUGUUCCAGACGACACCGGCUCCAGCUCCAACGCAGGCGUUCCUCGACGCGCUCACUCAAAAUAUUCAUCAAGCUUACACCGUGCAGCCAUCGACAAUCAACAGGUACUCAUUUUUAUGA
Messenger RNA from Caenorhabditis bovis, 2853 nucleotides. The record is from the annotation of a GenBank genome assembly. NCBI's taxonomy places the organism in Eukaryota, Metazoa, Nematoda, Chromadorea, Rhabditida, Rhabditidae.